Messenger RNA from Komagataella phaffii GS115, 1893 nucleotides. RefSeq names its product Meiosis-specific protein with similarity to phospholipase B. Lineage: Eukaryota; Fungi; Ascomycota; Pichiomycetes; Pichiales; Pichiaceae. Gene Ontology annotation, biological process: glycerophospholipid catabolic process. Gene Ontology annotation, cellular component: extracellular region; cytosol; intracellular membrane-bounded organelle. Bases 1 to 1893 code for a protein of 630 amino acids. Gene Ontology annotation, molecular function: A2-type glycerophospholipase activity. The transcript has a single exon. The record is from RefSeq and is a predicted model, not a curated record.
AUGCUUACCGCUGCUGGGGUGCUCUCAGCAUUUGACUCGAGAGAUCCCGGUACAAGUGAACUCGCUGGUCUAUUACAGGCUACGAGCUACAUCGCUGGUGUGUCUGGAGGAAGUUGGCUUUUGAGCUCAUUGAUCACCAAUGAUUUCAAGCCUGUCGUAGAUAUGAAAAAUCAAAUAUGGAAUUUUGAAAUGCCCUUGCUGGAGGGUUUAUCAUGGCUGGAACGGUAUGCGGACAACGAAGGGAGGAAUAAUCCUAAACAGGUAUUAGGGGGAGGAAAUAUGCGAAAGAGAGAGCUUGAGCUUCACAACCUGUGGUUUAAGAAUAUAUCAAUGAGCUCUUCAUUGUCUGCAAAAGUACAAUCAUACUUACUAGAAACACAGGAACAAUAUCAUAAAACACUCAACCCCAAAAUACCAGUCACAGAGAGUCAAGAAUUGAAAAUGAAAAUCAGUGCAACCUCAAAGGUUAAAGACAACGCAUUCAGUUCAUUUCUCAAACGUCUUUUCAACAAAGGUCAAGACACAGAUAAAGGACUUCUUCAUACGCCGAAAAAUGUUGACGACUUUUCUGUUCUGAACUAUUACCUAAAUUUACAUUUGGAGGUUAGGUCAAAGAAAUUGGCUGGUUUUCAACUAUCUCUAACUGACUACUGGGGAAGAGCUUUGAUGAGACGCAUCUCUCCAGAUGGGCCAAGAUCGAUGAACUUUACAUUCUCUGAAAUUUAUUCUUUGCCUUCUUUUCAUUCAUCGGAACAACCAUUUCCAAUUUUGUUAGCAGAUAUUUAUCAGGGCUCUAGAAACCACAGUAGUAUUGAUUCUCAUGUAUUGGAGAUUAAUCCUUUUGAAAUCGGUUCUUGGGAACCUUACAUGAAAGCUUACAUGAAAUUGAGGUACCUAGGCUCAACAUUGAUAAGAGGUGAGCCCGUAUUUUAUUCUAAAGGGUCGACGCCUGUUUGUGUUGAAAACUAUGACAACUUAGGAUUUCUUACGGCCGCUUCAUCGUCUCUCUUUAACUGUAUAUUCUGGUACUUGAGCGAAGCUGUACAGAAACAAUCACCAGAUACGUACGCAGCGUUUACCAGAAUCUUUGAUACUUUUGGAUUGAGUCCUUUGAAACCAGAUUCGUAUGGAAAUCAUUCGGAUUAUGCACUAAUUAAUCCCAACCCUUUUCUGGGUUAUCCUAGUAUGGAUGACGAAAUAAGCUCUUCUUCGAGUCUUCACCUCGUAGAUGGAGGAGAAGAUAAACAGAAUAUACCGUUUGUGCCACUCUUGUGGGAGAAAAGAGAAGUUGAUGUGAUAAUCGCCGUAGACUCUAGCUCAGACAUUGGCGGAUAUCCCAACGGUACCACCCUCGUGGCUACCAAUCGUAGAUUCAACCAAAGCGCAAAGAUUCAAAAUCCCACAGUGUAUUACAGACAUCAAAACGAUUCUGCUUCCGAAACACCAACCCAACAUUCAAUUUUUCCAGUUGUGCCAUCUUACGAAGAAAUUGUACAAAAGGGAUUAAACAAAAGACCUACCUUUUUUGGGUGCCAUUUGGAUAAAUCCUUCCCACUAACGGGACUGAAUAACACAAGUGCUGAUAUUAAAAAUUUGAGACUUCCUCCUUUGAUUGUGUACCUCGCCAACACUCUGAGUUCUUUUGCUUCGAAUACUUCAACGUUCAAGUUAAGCUACAAUAGAGAUGAGAUAUCUAAAAUGAUUCAAAAUGGUCAUGAUAUUGGUACAUAUAGCCAUUCAAUGGCCUUUGAGGACUAUCCGAAAUGUUUAGGUUGUGCACUGCUAAAGAGAGAGUUUGAUAAGAAAACCAGGGGAAUGGAAUCAAUCGUUAAAGAUAAGGCAACACUACCUAAAUAUUGCAAAAGAUGCUUUGCAAAAUAUUGCUAUAGCUAA